Molecule: messenger RNA, 2611 nt
Organism: Anopheles maculipalpis
Lineage: Eukaryota; Metazoa; Arthropoda; Insecta; Diptera; Culicidae
Gene: Pak
Product: serine/threonine-protein kinase Pak
Exons: 8
Coding region: 1-2529 (842 amino acids)
Biological process (GO): regulation of axonogenesis; intracellular signal transduction; regulation of MAPK cascade
Cellular component (GO): cytoplasm
Molecular function (GO): ATP binding; protein serine/threonine kinase activity
Source: RefSeq, a predicted model, not a curated record
AUGUCCAGCGAAGAGGAUAAACCACCGGCACCGCCCGUCCGGUUGACGAGCAAUCGGGGUGGUGGCGGAGGAGGUGUCGGUGGUGGUGUAGGAGGCGGCUCGGGAGUGGUGGAUCGGAUCGAUGGUGUUGCUCCGGUCGAUAUGAAACCGUUGCCAAAAGAACCGGAAGAUGCCGAUCGCAAGAAGAAAACGCUCAAAAACAAAAUUAAAGUUUCCAAGGCGUCCCACAACGAUUCCAAGCCGAAUAUAUCCUAUCCGACCAACUUUGAGCAUACCGUUCAUGUAGGGUUCGAUGCGGUGACCGGAGAAUUUACGGGUAUGCCAGAGCAAUGGGCGCUGAUGUUGAAGAACUCGAACAUUAGCAAGCAGGAGCAGAAGAAAAAUCCUCAAGCCGUGCUGGACGUGCUAAACUUCUUCGACAACAGCAGCAAGCAGCGACCGAGCUCGAAAUAUAUGACCCAUGGACUGCACACAACAACACACUCGGCAUCGUCCAUAGGGUCGUCGCUGAGCCGGGUAAGCAGCAGCAGUCCGAGCAGCACGCCAACCGACUCCGAAUCGCACGGUGGCCCUGGAGCGCAAAUCAUCUCGAGCAGCCAUUCGCAGGCGUACAGCCUUGGCCUGUCAUCGCACAAUUCGGCCGGCGAUCAUGACAGCGAUGAGCUGGGCGUGCUCAGUGGCAGCGCUAGCGGAAGCAUCAGCGGCAACGGCAUUCCACCACCCAUCGCCAGCCGCCCGGAACGGACCAAAUCAAUCUAUACACGCCCGAUCGAUGAUCCGAUCUCACCGCCAAUACCUCCGCAUUUGAGUGCUGGUGCGACACACCAAUCGUUGGCUAGUGCCGGGUCCGUUCGCAGUCCAACGCAGUUCGACAAGAACAAGAACUCGGUCAACGCAGCGUCCGCACAAACGAUCAGCAGCCUUGCAGUGGGUACCGCCGUGACAGCAGUCCCGAGUCAACAGCUGCCUCAGCAUUUACACCACCAUCAUCAACACCAAGUAAACAAUAUACCGACUACGGCGGUCCGUCCCGCGAUCGUUGCCCCGCUGGCACGUUCCGACGACGACGAUCCCGACGACUACUUGGACGAUCUUGCAUCGGAGCUCACUGAUGACGCACCACCAACCGACGCUAACGAUGACCAACCGCUUCGGCCUACCUCGGCCACAACGCCGGAAACGAAACCAUCACCUGAAGCGGCUGGCGCGACGGACGACGAUGCGCCACAGCAGCAGGUUGCCACCAUCACGACAACAACGACUCCUCCUUCCAUUACUUCUACUACUAGCAUUAUUUGUUUUGCGACUACUGCAUCGCUUUCCGCUACUACUACCACUACUACUACUACCGUUACUACAGCAGGGGCAGUCCCUCUCGGGGCCGUUUCCGGUCUUAAUCAAACCACACUCAAUCAUACGUCGUCCUCCAACCUUACAGCUGGAAACAAUGGUCUCAGCAUCGAUAACACCACAGGUCCUUCGGUGGUUGCUGCCGCCGCCGCCGCGGCAGGCACAGUUCCCGCACCGAACAACAUUAACAACGGUACCAACCUCAACAACAGCAGCACGACGACGACUACGGCGGCUCCGGGCGCCACAACGCAGCAGCGAGCCGCCAACCUGAAGAAGAAGAAAAUGUCCGACGAAGAGAUCCUGGAAAAAUUGCGCACGAUCGUGAGCGUUGGCGACCCGAAGCGAAAGUACAACAAGAUGGAAAAGAUCGGUCAGGGCGCAUCCGGUACAGUGUACACCGCGAUCGAAAGCUCGACCGGCAUGGAGGUAGCGAUCAAGCAGAUGAACCUCAGCCAGCAACCGAAGAAGGAGCUGAUCAUAAACGAAAUUCUGGUCAUGCGGGAGAACAAGCACCCGAACGUGGUCAACUACCUGGACAGCUACCUCGUGUCGGAGGAGCUGUGGGUGGUGAUGGAGUAUCUGCCCGGCGGUUCGCUGACGGACGUCGUGACGGAGACGUGCAUGGACGAGGGUCAGAUAGCGGCAGUGUGUCGGGAGGUGCUGCAGGCGCUCGAGUUUCUCCACAGCAAUCAGGUCAUACAUCGGGACAUCAAGAGCGACAACAUACUGUUGGGUCUGGAUGGGAGUGUAAAGUUGACCGAUUUUGGCUUCUGUGCUCAGAUCUCACCGGAACAAUCGAAGCGCACGACGAUGGUCGGUACACCGUACUGGAUGGCACCGGAAGUGGUCACUCGAAAGCAAUAUGGACCGAAGGUUGAUCUCUGGUCGCUAGGCAUUAUGGCAAUCGAAAUGAUUGAGGGAGAACCACCGUACCUUAAUGAGAAUCCGCUCCGCGCACUGUACUUGAUUGCGACGCACGGUAAGCCGGAGAUCAAGGAGAAGGAGAAGCUUAGUACCGUCUUUCAGGAUUUCCUGGACCAGUGUCUCGAGGUGGACGUUGAUCAGCGUGCCACGGCGUACGAACUGUUAAGGCAUCCCUUCCUGAAGCUGGCCCGACCACUCGCUAGCCUAACGCCACUCAUCAUGGCCGCGAAGGAAGCAACGAAGGGCCACUGAAAGCGGGAGGACGUCGUUCUACCAUCGGCGGCCACCGUUGGGACCGACGUAACUGAUGGACCCUCCUGCAGCCGUGCUGCUG